Molecule: messenger RNA, 6915 nt
Organism: Hordeum vulgare subsp. vulgare (domesticated barley)
Lineage: Eukaryota; Viridiplantae; Streptophyta; Magnoliopsida; Poales; Poaceae
Product: methyl-CpG-binding domain-containing protein 9-like
Exons: 14
Coding region: 1-6717 (2238 amino acids)
Cellular component (GO): nucleus
Molecular function (GO): protein binding
Source: RefSeq, a predicted model, not a curated record
AUGGGCACCACCGUAUCACUAGGUCACUUCACCAUCGAAGCUCAGGCGGACGGUCGGAGUUUGCUGUGGCAGCUACUAGGUGCACGUCCUCGACGGGGCUGCUCGGAGCAUGGCGGCGGCGGCGACUGCGUGAGGUUAUAUAGGCAAAGCACGCAAUUAAAAGCUGCUUUUGCAUGUUUUUGUCUCUGUGUACAACCGAUGCGGUGGACGCAGCCAGUGCCAACCGCAAAGCACGCGAUUGAAAGCUGCUUUUUUGCAUGCGUUACCAGCAGUACAUUGAACGUGUUUUGUCUCUGCCUACAACCCAAGCGUGAGCUUGAGCUUGAGCGCGACUCUGAUUCCCCUGUUCGCCUCGCCAUGGAUCGCCCGCCACAUCUCGACAUCGACCUCAACAAGACGCCCUCGCCCUCGCCCUCGCCGCCACCGUCGCCCCCGCGCGAGAUCGCUGCCCCUGUUGUUGCUCCUCCGCCGCAGCUCCCGCCUCCCGCGAACGUGCAGGCCCAGCAGCAGCUCGCGCACCAGGCCCGCGAGAUAGCGUUGGCCUACCAACGUGGGGAAUGGUGGAGGUCAGCCUGUGCGGCCGCCAUCGCUGGUUCAUCGCUAGAGGUGCCGCCGCCGUCUGUUCUCCAGUCGCCCACCUUUGCUCUUCCGCCGCUGCCGCCGUCAUCAGUUCUCCAGUCGCCCACCUUUGUUCUUCCGCCGCUGCCGCCGCCGGCGAUUCUCCAGUCGCCCACGUUUGCUCCUCCGUCGGUGCCGUCGCCAGUUCUCCAGUCGCCCACUUUUGCUCCUCCCCCGCUGCCGCCGCCGGUUCUCCAGUCACCAACUUUUGCUCCAUUGUCACUGCCGCCGCCGCCAGUUCUCCAGUCAUCCACUUUUGCUCCUCCGUCGUUGCCGCCGCCGCCGGUUCUCCAGUGGCCCACUGUUGCUCCUCCGCCGCUGCGGCCAUCGCCCCAGAUCCCGCCUCCUGCCAACGUGCUGCAGGCUCAGCUGCAGCACGCGAACCAAGCCCGCGAGUUAGUGCUGGCGUACCACCGUGGGGAAUGGUGCAGGUCGGCCAUUGCCGCCACGGCCGCGACCGCAGGGUCGUCGGUGGAGGUGCCGCCUCGAGCACCAGCGCAGCACCCCGGAGCAGCCGGGUGGGGCGGGAACCCGUGCGCGUCCUGCGGCCUCCCCGAGCUGCCGGCGGCGACCAUAAUUUGUGACGCCUGCGAACGUGGGUUCCACGAAUCCUGCGUCAACGUCCGGUGUCCUCCGCCGCCGGUGCCCACCCCAGGCGUGCGGGUGCGGCGGCCUGAGGUGGCUGUGAACGAGGACUGGUUGUGCCCGGAAUGCGAGAUAGCUGGCGCCCGCCGUGCCGUGCCGCUCCACACCAACGAGGAUCCUGUUGCCGUCACCAUCCAAGAAAUCACCAGGCAAGUAAGUGUUGCUGAUGGAGCUCAUUCGACUGAAUUGGCUACUCCACAUUUUGAGGGGCUGCAGUUGAAUAGUACAACUCCUUUUGACGUGAAUCAUUGUAUGCCAGCAUUUGAUCAUCCUCAUUGUUUUAGCAUGAGACAACAAUUUCCUCAUGUGGGUCAAAAUGCCAUUGCUGAUGGAAACACAGAACAGAGGUCAAACCAUUCAUGCCACAAGAGAAGAGAUUCUCCACAAAUAUCAGCAUUGCCCAAGUUAUCUGAGAAGAACGAGUUUGGAAGUUCCAGCACUUUUAUGCAGCCAUCACUUUCUACGAAAGCACCAGCCCCGAGUCCUACAGAAAAAACAAAUCCACCAAAGCCUCCAAAAUUUCUUGCGGAAACUUGCAACCGUCAACCACAUCAUGGCAGUGUUAGCCUGCCUGUUCAAUAUCAAGAUUUCUUUAUAACUAACUUGGGAGAAAUUGAUAAAAAUGCAAGCUAUCACAAUUGCCAGCAGAUAUGGCCAGUGGGUUUUACAUCUUACUGGCAUGAUAGAGUUACUGGUUCACUCUUUGAGUGUGAGGUGUGUGAUGGAGGGAGUUCUGGACCUUUGUUUAAGGUCAGAAGGUUACCAUGUUCAGUGUUCCCCCUUCCAGUGGCCUCGACGAUUCUCUCGCAGAAUGGUGCAAGAAAGGCUGAUACAACUAAAACAAAGGAAAGUAGCAGUUUUAUUGGAGAUGCUGCUAAUGAUAUGGAAGAUAAUCUUUAUAUGAUGAUGGAUAUUCCAUCUGAGACCAAUCAAGAUUUCUUAUCAUGUCUUGCCAAUGAUACAGAGGAUAAAAGGACUUCAUUAGAUUGCAAUGAUGUACAGAGUCCAAAUAUGAUGUCGCAAAUACUGCCAUCAAAUUCUGAGAAUGUUCCACCAACUAAAGAAGCCAAUUUUAAUGACCAAAUUGGUGAGUUUACAUUUGAGGGAACAUCAUCCUCUUCAGUAUGGGGGGUCAUUUCUUUUGCUAUGGUGGAAGCUUGUGAAAAAAUGUACAAGGAACAUGGGCAUCUGGUAUUCUCAUGCACACACAGCUGCGAAAAUCAUUUAUUAAACAGGGGGAGUGGAUGUCAGAAAUUCGAUGGUCCUUACGCUCCCUUAACUAGAUUUUGCUCAUCCAAUGGCCCCAGUAUACCACGUAUUACAGAAAAGAAGAAUGAUGUGGAAUCUACUUAUACAUUACUGAAGAAGUGGUUAUACCAUGAUAGAAUUGGGCUUGAUUUGGAUUUUGUACAAGAAAUUGUGGAGUCUCUUCCUAGAUCCAUGUCUUGCAUAAACUACCAGUUCUUGUGCAAUAGGACCGAAUUUCUCUCUUCUGUGACAGUUGCAAAUGGUUUACUUUUAUCUGUGCAUAAAGAUGGUCAAAGUAAUGGAGAUACAUCAUGUGGUAGACAAGGUGCGGUGACUGGGGUACAUGAUCAUGGUCAGCCCAGCGGUUCUAUCAUCCGCGAGCUACCUCCGGGACGUCCUAUUAGCCGUAAGCUUCAACCAGAAUCGGCGGCAGAUGUAUUCAAGAUAUGGGAGUUUUUGGGGCGCUUUGCUGAAAUCAUUCAUCUCAAAGAAGUGCCUUCAUAUGAAGAAUUAGAAGAUGAACUUGCUGACCCAUGGCCAACUUGUGCAAGUCAGAAAGAAUCACUGUCAAAGGGCAUUGAACAAUGUAGGGAUUACUCUUCACCAAUGAAUUCCCCGGCAAAUGCUUCGAUAUCACAUUUAAAUACUGAAUCUGGUCUAUCCAACAAUGAAGAGAUUGUCUCUGUAUUUAUUCCUGUUGAAACUUCCUCUAUGAAGGAAGCUGGUCUAGAUAAAUUGGCAGCUCAGACACUUGGCAGGUGCACCGGAACAGUAUUGCCCGGGGUUCACCUUACACUAAUUAAGGUUCUUUUUGGUGAGCUAUUGUCAAAGCUGAACAUUGACCAAAAAGAACCAAAACCCAAGCGCGGAAGAAAGAAGGACACUGAGAUCCUUAUUUCAACAAAGGAAUUUAGCGUUGAUAUGCUAACUGCUAACAGGUUGACUUGGCCAGAGUUGGCUAGAAGGUAUAUGUUAGCUAUUUCUUCCAUAAAUGGGUUCAUGGAUGUGUCUAAUAUUUCCUGUCGAGAAGUGGUGAAGUUAUUCCGCUGCCUACAAGGUGAUGGUGGCAUAAUGUGCGGAGCAGUACCUGGGGUUGCCGGCAUGGAGAAAGAUGCCCAGCUGCUUCUGGAGGCGGAGAAUUUGAUAUGCAGUUCUCUACCAAGUGAUGGAAACAAGGUUUUCAUGAUGGAUUACAAGUAUUCUUCUGAGGUCCAUAUUGCUGAUAACAGAACAUUGCCAGAUUGGGCAGAACAACUAGAGCCUGUGAGAAAAUUACCGACAAAUGUGGGAACGAGAAUUAGAAAGUGUGUUUAUGAAGCUUUGGACCGAAAACCACCAGAAUGGGCAAGGAAAAUUUUGGAACAUUCGGUAAGUAAGGAGGUCUACAAGGCUAAUGCAUGUGGACCAACCAAGAAAGCUGUUUUAUCUGUGUUGUCAGAGGCAUGCCGUGUAAUAGUGCCACAGAAACCUGAAAACCCAAGAAAUGAAAGGAAAACUAUUUCCAUCUUAGAGGUUAUCUUGAAGAAGUGUCGUAUUGCUCUGCGGCAAGCCAUUUCCGCAGAUGAAUAUAAGCUUUUGGGGAAUCUGCUUGGUACUAUGCCAGUGAACUUUAAUGAGUAUGAGGAUCAGGCCAUCCUCGGAUUUUCUGGUAUGAUGCCACGCCCUUUGGACUUCCGCAUAAUUGAUAUAAGGUUGGCUAUGGGAGCUUACUGUGGAUCUUGGGAGACUUUUUCUGAGGAUGUGCAAGAGGUAAUCCGUAAUAUGCAAAUUAUAUUUGCUGAUCAAGCGGAUGUACUGCAAAUGGUUGAAGAAUUCUCUAAGACUUUUGAAUCAAUGUAUAAGACAGAGGUGCUCGACCUUGUUCAGAAAUUUGAUUGUUACCUGUCUAGUGAGAAUACUGGUUCAGAAAUUCAGGAGGAGCUACAUGAUAUUUUGACUGCAGCAACGAAAUUACCUAAAGCUCCAUGGGAGUAUGGUAUUUGCAAAGUGUGUGGCAUUGAUAGAGACGAUGACAAUGUUCUCUUGUGUGAUGAUUGCGACUCGGAAUACCAUACUUACUGCCUGAAGCCACCACUAGCUCGUAUACCAAAAGGAGACUGGUUCUGCCCGUCAUGCAUGUUGAAGAAAUCACAUCUUGACCAGGGUGCUCAGGAUUUGAAACAACGACGAAAAGGAGCAGAGUCUCAUGCCUUUAACGACAAACCAUCAUGCAUGUCAGAUCAAAAGAAAUCACAUCUUGACCAGGCUGUCGAGGAUUUGAAACAACAACAGAAAGGAGCCGAGUCUCGUGCCUUUAACGAAAAACCAUCGUGCAUGUCAGCUCAAAAGAAAUCACAUCUUGACCAGGGUAUUCAGGAUUUGAAACAACAACGAAAAGGAGCCUUUCACGACAUGCUUAUUAAGUUAGCUGCAACAGUGGAACAAAAGGAGUACUGGGAGCUUAGCACACAAGAGAGAAUAGAUAUGCUGAAAUUUCUAUGUGAUGAAAUGCUCAACACGGUCCUGAUAAGAGAACAUAUAGAAAAAUGUCCAGAUAAGCUGAAUGAUCUCCAGAAGAAGUUUCAUGCGUUGAAUUUUGAAUUGAAAGAUUUGAAACAUAAGGAGGAAAUGAGGAAUUCAUAUGCUAUACAUUGUUCUGGACUUCGGGAAAAUCAACACAAUGAAGUGGCCAUAGCAUCGGGCCAUCUUGAAGAGGCCGAUGAAAUGGAUAAUUUAUCGGACCAGAUUUCAAAAGUCCAGGAUUCAAUUUGCACAGUGGAGUCACAGCUUAAUAUCGCAUCCCUGAGAAGAGAUUUUCUGGGAAAAGAUUCCUUGGGUCGAUUGUACUGGGUUUUAGGACGAUCUGGUAAACGUCCUUUGCUGGUCGCCGAUGGAAGCAUGCUGAUAUGCAAGGAGAGGGACAUCUACCCACCCACUACUUCUGAUUGUAAAGGAUGGAAUUCUGCAUCUCCUGUCAUUUAUGAAUCGGAUGAAGAAAUCGGAACUCUUAUUGACUGGCUAAGGGAAUACGAUCCAAGGGAGAAGGAGCUGAAACAUGGUAUCCAGCAGUGGCAGCGGCAGCGGCAUCACCUGGGUAAUUUUGUUCUCAGUGAUCCUCCAGUACCAUCCAAGGCGUCCAACAGCGAGCAGCAGCUUAUGGAACUUCCCAGUACCAAGGCUGCAACAAUUUUGGAGAAAACAUGCCGCUGCGACUGCUUGGAGCGUAUAUGGCCUGGUCGACACCACUGCACAGCAUGUCACGAGACUUACUUGACAUCAACGGAGUAUGAAGGUCAUGCUGGAAAGUGCAAUGCACAUGUCAACAAGGAGAUCGAUUCUGCUAAUCCUAGCUCCUCCACCGCUGAGUCGACAAAACCGAUCAAGUCAUGCCCAUAUGACUUUGAAGAGAUUUGCAGAAAAUUUGUCACGAAUGAUUCAAACAAGGAGAUAGUGAAGAAUAUUGGACUCAUUGGAUCAAACGGAGUUCCGUCUUUUGUCCCUUCACCUGCAGCUUGUCUUGAUCCUCCAGUUCUUCUGAACCGAAACAAAAAAGAUGGCAUCCGAAAUGAUGAUUUGGUUUCCAGCUCCUUAGAGGAAUGCCAGGCAAUGUCGUCUGCACAAAAUUUGGGGCAGGAGGGGUCCAAUUCUGCUCAAAAUUGUCCUGGCAGUACUUCCUGUGAUGAAAAUUUGUCAAAAUCUAAGGAGCCAGCCCCUGAUACUGAUACUACCUCCAGUGAGGAGGCAGCAUCUUCUGCAACCGACAAGCCAACAAGAUUGCUAGCUGUUAAUGGUGGCUUGGUCCCGGAGUCAGCAUUGAGGCCUGUUACAGGAAGAAACUCUCAUAUCCUAAAGCAGCAAAAGAUAAAUUUGCUUGAUAUAGAUGCAGCGUUGCCUGAGGAAGCUUUGAGAGGCUCAAAGUCUCAACAAUGGAGACGGCGUUCAUGGCGUGCUUUUGUGAAGAAAGCAGAAUCAAUAUCCGAGAUGGUAGUGGCGACCAGUGUGCUGGAGAGUAUAAUAAAAUCUGAGUUCCUAAAGAAUGAUUGGUGGUACUGGUCCUCCUUCACAGCAGCUAUCAAGACCUCAACUGUAUCCUCGCUCGCUCUCAGGAUCUACACUCUCGACGACUGUAUCAUGUACACCAAGGAGCCUAACACCAUGCCGGCUGACAGUACAAAGGUUGUAAACAAGGGCAGGAGGGGGAAAGAGCCAGAACCAUCAGCGUCAUAAUCUGCGCUCCUCGAUCUACUGUAUACCCCAAACUUAGGUGUUCCGCAGACGGUGCAAAACAAUGUGAUGCUGUGGUGAUUGAUAGAGAUGCUAUAGUCUUUGGUUAUGUGGUCCCUUGAGACUUUAGGGCUAACUUUGAUUCUGGUGUUCCUGCGAGGGUGCAACCUUGACCAUUCAUUUUAAUAAGUCGUAUUCACC